Molecule: messenger RNA, 10588 nt
Organism: Equus caballus (horse)
Lineage: Eukaryota; Metazoa; Chordata; Mammalia; Perissodactyla; Equidae
Gene: SAMD4A
Product: sterile alpha motif domain containing 4A
Biological process (GO): nuclear-transcribed mRNA poly(A) tail shortening; negative regulation of translation; regulation of mRNA stability
Cellular component (GO): P-body
Molecular function (GO): translation repressor activity; mRNA binding; protein binding
Source: RefSeq, a predicted model, not a curated record
UUAGCUCAGGGCGAAUCUUCCUCCCCCCAAAAAGAAAAAAAAAACAUGUGUUCUCAUAUUUGCAAGUCUUCUUGGAGAAAGGGCCCCCAUCAUUAAGGGUUUGCCAGUUUGAAAUAUAAAGUACUCAGGAAGUACCUAAGGAAUAGAACAUUAUAAUUUUAAAAAUUAAAUUCUCUGAAUCCCCCUGUGUAGCUUUGUUCACUGGGCCAGUUCAGCUUGUGACCUGUGGUCUCCCUUUCUUUCCCUACUUUCUUCCCUACUUCUUCCCUCCGUACAUUGCACCUCUAAAUGCUCCCAUUCCCAUCUGAUCUGUCUUUGACCUCUGCUUAAAAACAUCUGCCUGCUAAGCAAGGUCUGUUUCACACCUGACCAAGGUUUGGUACUGACUGUGUGUCAUGCCCAUAGCAGCUCUCCUGCCAGGUGUGUGUGUGUCUGAGUCUCCUUGUCCUUUUGACCCUAGGUUCCGGAAUGGCAGGAAAGUAGUAGCUGUACGCCAGUUAACAUACCAUUUUAGCACGAGAUGCGGGGUCAUUAACACACCACGUGUUAGAGGGUAGAGUUUGUCUCCUUUCCAUCGGAAUUUCACUUUCCACAGAUUAGAAUUUCAUGCUAAUCUAUAUUUUAAUGGCCUCUAAAUUGUCAAUUGAGAGGGUAAUUAGUUCUAAUUUAGUGUUAAUGCUGUGAACAUAGGGUAAGAAGCUCACUGACAUGGCAUGCUACCGACUCGAAUUUAUGAACUAAAACUUCUUAGGUCUUGCACAGCAGUGAGCGAGCUCUUUAUGGAGACACCAUCGAGGAGCAGAGCUGUUUUGCCUGCGGGUGGGCUCUACCUUGUGGAUGUUGCCCUGACGGCUCGGUGAAGGCCAAUUGCUUUGAUUUUCCAAGUCCAACAACUCUCCCUUAUCCCAACUUUUGGGAAAUUGGCCUAGAAACCUAUAUGCAUGUUUGGUUGGCACGUUUGUGUUUUCAGCUGCCUUGGUUUUUCCUCCUGGAUAAAGGGCUCCUGUGGAGGCUGAAGGAUGUGCACACCAGAACAUUCGUUCCCCACGUCAGUAAAUCUAGGUUCUAGUAGAAAUAGCCAUCCGGCCCUGAGCAUGCUACGCCGUUUAUAGAGGCUUUCAUGUGUAUGUCUUCAUUUGAUCCUCACGAUAAUUGAGGUCAGGGCAGGUAUUAUUACACCCAUUUUAUAGUUGAAAAAAAACAAGUUUCAGGAGUUUAAAUAACUUGUCUGUGACUGCGUGGCUGGUUAAGUGGUAGAGGCCAGCCAAGGACUCGAAUCCUCUGACUCCUGCCCCAGAGCUUUUUCCCUGAUCACAUCCUGCUUCUCCGACCUGUUUAUCCAUAUAAUCCUAUUGUGUAAGUCUAAGCAACUGCUGUUCCCUUAAAAAUUCAGAAAAAUUGCAUAACCCAACUAAUUCAUCGCCUUUUUACCCCCCUCACUCUCAGACCCUUGAGUUAACAAAUACUACCCCAGUACUUUGUCCGAGCUCGAGCUCCGAAAAACUGUGUUGGGAAAAGAGGUGAAAAGAAUGGAAAGUAAAGAGUAUCAGGUCAGGGAGUGCUUCUGACCUCUUUUUUCUUUUAAAGAAAAUUUCAACUGCCGCCCUAAGAUGUCAGUUCUAAGUUGAACCCGGAGUGCUUUUUCACAGACGAAGCCUGUCAGUUGCGCUUGCUGCCGCCUGGCUGGUCCUCGCCUGGCCUAGCCUACCAGAACUUUCUUUGGUCCAUUUUAGAUUAUUUAGCACCUGCAUGUCUGGUACGCACUGUUAACCCCUGGUUUGUGUUUGCGUGUUUGUUUGACUGUGAUUUCCCUUUUAGAUCAUUUAGGAUUCCUUGGAAGCUCCACCAGAACGUAGGCAGGACAACAGACAUGAAGCCCUCACGUCAGCUCUGCCGUGUGAGGGGCUCUAUGACGGUGGAGGGGAGUCACCGUGGAAGACGAGGUCUGUGGGUUACCCAGGCAGUUUCUCUCAUCUUUCUCUGCCCCUCCAGCUCCUCUAAACACUGGGAGAGGAGAGGGCCGAGGUUCUGUUUGUGUCCUUCUGUUAGUUUAUUUGUAAACUGCAGGUCAAAAAGUAAUAUUAUGUAUAAAAUUCAGACUGGACAAUUGCUCGUUUCAUGCAGAGAGCGCUUUAAGGGAAAUCAGCUGACUUCCUGACUGGCUGAACGAAGUGUGAGUUUUAGUUUCUAUCCUGUUAGGAAAUGACAUGUGAAUAGAAUACUUGUGUAAGCAGGCUUUUAUUUUGUCAAUGGCUGGAAACUUGUAAGAAAGAGAAGAGAGGUCUGUUUGUUUUAGAUUCAUUUCUGUGAAACACAGGCAGAAGUGGGAGUUUCUGAGUCCUUUGGUGGUCUCCGUUCUGAAAUUCGAUUUCUUCUGUCCUUCUGCCCAGAGUUGUUGGGUUGCCAUAGCAACAUGGCUCCUCCCCCACAACUGUGUCAGAUUAACUGGAUACAGAUUUAGCAGCAAGUGAAGCCAAGAUCAAACUCCAGAUUUAGGGCACUGAUCACUUCAAGCGGGAGUUCUGAGGCCGGGGACUGCCCUGCAUCUCUCCGCAUCCGUCAGGGGGAGUGCUCAGAGCCCCCAUCGGCCCCGCUGCAGAUGGGAGUGCCCCCGGGAAGGUGGCUCCUGAGGAGUGUUUGGUGCCGGGUGUGCCUAUGUGGAACGCCAUGGCUGGGGCUCUGAAUGUCAAGCAUGAGACUGUCAGCACGGACUAUGGAGAAAGGCGUUGAGUAGGCGCUGCAGAAAUAAAAGCGCUCUGUCCCCAAGAAUGCUUUCUGGGGAGCCUCAGGGAUCCUGUGUGUGGCGACAAUCACAACAGUUCCUUGGUGGAUGGAGCACUUGCUGCGGGCUGAGCACUUUGUCACUGUUUAAUCCUCAUAAUAUCUCUGAGCUAGGGGCUGUUGUUUUAAAGACGAGGGCGCGGAGGCAGGGAGAAGUUAAUGAACUCCCCCAAGGCCGUGGGGUUGGUAAGAGGCAGACCGCCACUGGGAGCUUUGCAAUGUGACUCCUGAAUUCAGGCUCUUCUCACAACUCUAUCUCUGAAGGAUCUUAUCCUCCUGAGGGCUUGUGAGUGGAGUGUUCAAGGAACCUUAGCUGUAGCAGUUGUUUUUUUUAAACACGAAUAUUGCAAUAGGUUGAACUGUGUCUCCUCAAAAAUGCUGAAGUCCUCCCCCCCAGUGGCUGUGGAUGUGACCUGAUUUGGAAACAGGGUCUUUGCAGUGUAAUCAAGUUAGGAUGUGGUCAUUUGGGUGGGCCCUAAUCCGCUGUGACUGUUGUCCUUAUAAGAAGAGGAAAAUGCCAAGUGAUGAGACACACAGGGAGAACCAUGUGACGACAGAGGCAGAGAUUGGAGUGAUGCAGCUGCAAGCCAAGGACACCGAGGAGGGACGGCCACCACCGGAAGCUGGGGAGAAGCAAGGGACGAUUCUGCCCAGGGUCUCAAAGCGAGUGUGGCCCUGCUGACACCUGGAUCCCGGACUUCCAGCCUCCAGCACUGGGAGAGAAUAAGUCCUGUUGGAUACGCCACCCGGUUUGUGGCGCCACCCUAGGAAGCUAAUACAAAUAUGUUCUCACUGUAGCAGGUUCCACCAGUGCAGAGGCAGACAGUGUGUUAAAGGAAAAGAACUCCAUCCCCUGCUCUGCUCACUUCUGCUCCUCUUCAACAGACCUGAUUUUGAAAAAGAAGAACAAUAGGAAGGGGAGAAACAGGAAAGUACCCUUCAGCAUUGUUCGCCCUAACGUGAGACUCACUGAGGAGGCCCUCAUUGCUCUAACUGCACGUGAACUGACCGUGGACCUUCUUGACCCUGGGGUUGGUGACAGCAAGUGCGGGCCUCACCACCUUGAUGGUUUAGUUUCAAAAUCCAAAGCUGUUCUUCUGACUUUGUCACUAAACCAGACAUUGGCCCGUCGGCCCUUUUAUGGAAGUGCCAGCCUUGAGCUAGGAAGUCUCCUGGGCCCAAAGAUUACAGCGUGAGCUCUCGAUAGGUGGUUGUUAUCAUUUGUAGUAAACAUUUUAAAAUAGCCCUGAAAUGCCUUGACAAUAGGCUUAGAUAUUUUAAUUUCCAUUUAAGCAGGGGCAGGGGUUGGUAUGCUGUUUGAAGUUUCGUGGUGUUAUAAGACACUUGAGAAAUACGUGUGGCGAAAUAUUCCAGUGGCUCCUGCGACUGGAUUACUUAUGUCUUGUGGGUUGGCAGUGGGGAAGAGGACUUCCUUCUGACACUUGUGCUCAAGCAGCUGUUUCUCUUUCUCCAAAAACGCCAGUUUCCCCAGCCCCCUGCUGGUUCCUCCCUGCUGAGAGGCCAAAAUAUGCCAAAGUCACUGCGAGACCAAGUUUAUCCUGUGACAGUGCAAAUGACUCCCAUGCCUUUUCUGCCCUCAAGCUUUUCCCAACGAAUCAUUAACCAAUGGCAACAGGAGUCCAAGGAUAAAGUGAUUUCCCUCCUGUUAACUCACCUGCCUUUGCUGAAGCCAGGAAACCUCGACGCUAAAGUAGAGUAUAUGAAACUGCUGCCCAAAAUCCUGGCGCACUCUAUUGAGCACAACCAGCACAUUGAGGAGAGCAGGCAGCUGCUGUCCUAUGCUCUGAUCCACCCGGCCACGUCUCUGGAAGACCGCGGUGCUUUAGCCAUGUGGCUGAAUCACUUGGAGGACCGCACGUCGACCAGCUUUGGCGGCCAGAGCCGAGGCCGCUCAGACUCUGUGGAUUAUGGGCAGACACACUACUAUCACCAAAGACAGAACUCCGACGACAAGCUCAAUGGGUGGCAGAACUCUCGAGAUUCUGGGAUUUGCAUCAACGCCUCCAACUGGCAGGACAAAAGCCUGGGAUGUGAGAAUGGCCAUGUGCCUCUCUAUUCCUCCUCAUCCGUCCCCACCACAAUCAACACCAUUGGAACCAGCACCAGUACAAUUCUCUCAGGCCAGGCACACCACAGCCCUUUGAAACGAUCUGUUUCCCUUACCCCACCCAUGAAUGUGCCAAACCAGCCUCUAGGACAUGGAUGGAUGUCUCAUGAGGACUUACGAGCUAGAGGACCCCAGUGCCUCCCAUCCGAUCAUGCCCCCCUGUCUCCACAAAGCAGUGUAGCCUCUUCAGGAAGUGGUGGGAGUGAACACUUAGAAGAUCAGACCACUGCUCGUAACACAUUCCAAGAAGAAGGUAGUGGUAUGAAAGAUGUUCCAGCCUGGUUAAAAAGCCUCCGCCUGCACAAGUACGCUGCCCUUUUCUCCCAGAUGACCUAUGAGGAAAUGAUGGCCCUCACUGAGUGCCAGCUGGAGGCUCAGAAUGUUACCAAAGGUGCAAGACACAAAAUUGUCAUCAGUAUUCAGAAGCUCAAAGAAAGACAAAACCUCCUGAAGUCUUUGGAAAGGGACAUCAUCGAGGGGGGCAACCUGCGCAUCCCGCUCCAGGAACUGCACCAGAUGAUCCUGACUCCCAUCAAGGCCUACAGCUCCCCGAGUGCCACCCCCGAGGCACGCCACCGGGAGACCCAGGCCUCGCUCAUGGGCCCCGAGAGCCAGAGCCCCGACUGCAAAGACAGUGCCGUGGCCACUGGCGCCACCGCCACCACCUCAGCUGGGGCCAGCGGCGGGCUCCAGCCACACCCGCUGAGCAGCUGUGAGGGGGAGCUGGCCGUCGCUCCCCUGCCGGAGGGGGAUCUCCCCGGGCAGUUCACACGUGUCAUGGGGAAAGUGUGCACACAGCUCUUGGUCUCCAGACCUGAUGAGGAGAAUAUAAGUUCUUAUUUACAGCUCAUAGACAAAUGUCUAAUUCAUGAGGCAUUUACAGAGACACAGAAAAAAAGGUUGUUGUCAUGGAAACAGCAGGUGCAGAAGCUCUUCCGGUCUUUCCCUCGGAAAACCCUUCUAGACAUAUCAGGAUAUCGACAGCAGAGAAACCGCGGCUUCGGGCAGUCCAACUCCCUCCCGACGGCCGGCUCUGUGGGUGGCGGCAUGGGCAGACGGAACCCACGCCAGUACCAGAUCCCCUCGCGGAGCAUGCCUUCCGCCCGCAUCGGCCUCCUGGGCACCAGUGGAUUCGUCAGCUCCACCCCGCGCAGCACCGCAGCCAACCCCACCAUCAUGAAGCAAGGAAGACAGAACCUCUGGUUUGCCAACCCCGGGGGCAGCAACAGCAUGCCAAGCCGCAGCCACAGCUCAGUGCAGAGGACCCGCUCGCUGCCCGUGCACACUUCUCCGCAGAGCAUGCUGAUGUUCCAGCAGCCAGAAUUCCAGCUUCCCGUGACUGAACCUGACAUCAACAACAGGCUGGAGUCCUUGUGCCUCAGUAUGACCGAGCAUGCCCUGGGAGACGGGGUUGACCGGACCUCCACAAUCUAGAAGCUGAAGAUGCGAGCGACCGCGCUGGCCGUGAAAUCGACUGCUGUGGGCCCAGUGCCAGCUGUCUGCGGGGCUGCGCGGAGUCCUCCAGAUACUUCGCAGCCUUUUCCCUGGUCCCUCUCCCAUUUUGAUUUUGUGAGAGCGUAGGUCGUCCUUGUAAACAUAUCAGUAGACCUGGGCUUGGUUAUUUUGUCAUUUGUUUCUGUUGUGGGAUGGCUUGGUGUGGGGUGGGGUGGGGUCUCUAAGGAAACCUGAGACUGGGAGGGGGUGGAGGGGAUGCAGGUGGCUUCCUGGAUGGAAAGAGGCAAAAACAGACUACUACCGUGAACGAGGAGAGAGAGACACAGCAGAGAAGCAGAGCCCAGCCCUGGAGCCUUCUAGACCGCUCCACCUGCAGUCAGGCCCCAGGAGGAAGUCAUGGAUACGUGCGACCAAAGCAAGAUGGCGGCUCCCCUCUUCUGCCCCCCAGUUGGGUUUCCUAGAGGCCCCUGCCUGGAGCCGAGCGCACGAGAGGCCAUGUGGCAACAGGGGAGAGGGGAGAAAGUCCCUCUGACACAAUUUCGGAUAAACUUUGAUUUGUGUAUUGUUUACAAAACAAUUUUAAAGGGUACAUAAUGUCUAAAGAGUUUGGAUAGAACUUCUCUUCCUACUAUGGUUUUUGUAAAGGAUUUGUUGAUAUGGAUUCUUUUUUUCUUCUAUUUUUCUACUAGCAGCAGGGUUGUCUUUCCAAAUGGCUGCCAAGCUCUGCUUCCCGGGGAGACGCAGGCCGACCGGCGGGGGGGGGGGGGGGGGGGGGGGGGGGAGCGUGCAGGUGGACUUGAAGGACAAGGAUGUGGCUGGACGGGCAGAGCACUGGUGAGGGCACAAGGAGACAGCACCGUGUAGUCAGUUAGGGGUUUGCUCUCUGGUCACCUAGAGAUCCUAAGAGAAUGCCACAGCCCCUUUCUGUGCUGGAUGUGCUUCUCACCCAGAGGCCUCCCCUCCUCCUCGCCUACCAUGGGCUUCAUCCCAGCCGCCACAGCCUCGCCCCCACGCACAGCUGGGAUAAGGACCGCAGGAGGAGAAAGGCAAGGACCCACGUUUUUCCCUUGCAAGAGGCCUUAAUACCCUUCAGAGAAGGAGCUCAAAACACGCAGUGCAGUUGCUGUGGGAACCUGAGCCUGGGGGCUGUACCCCCUUGGCUGGCUCCCUGCCGAGGACGAGGAGGAGAGCAGGGCCCAGCAAUGGUGUAUAAACACAUCAGCAAGUGGCAGAGAGAGCUGCGAGGAGAUGCGCGGCCCAGGUGGGCAGCGAAAGAAGAUGUGUGAAGGGUCAAGUUCAGGAUGGAAAGGACGGUUCUGUCCACAUGGUAUUGUCGGGGAUUGGCUGUGGUGUUGGCUGAUCCAUCCAUCCACACGGAAGGGAUGUAACCCUAUUUACAUAGUGAGAGAUUCACAGACUUCGCUACCACAAAGUAACAGCUCUGUUUCUUAAGGGCAAGAAAGAUUAUGUUUCAGAAUUAGACACAAUGGAGGGUUUAGAGGAAAUCAAAGAGGAGUUGUGCUCUGCACUGGAGAAUUGGGUUGCGUGAAUGCUCUGUCAGAGGCGAGAGCAGGGAGAUGGUAUAAGGUCUGUUUAUUAAAUGGGUGAAUCUAGUGCCAUUUUUUUGUUUAGUGAAGACAGAGUCGAAAUUGAAGAGAUCAGACCAUGAAAAUCACCGCACACUUAUUUUUUUUUGUUUUAUGAAGUAAAUACAGAUUUAAAAGGCCUUAAUGAAAUCCAAGGAACUUUCUUUUACCUUGAAGAUUAAAAAUGUACACCCAACGCAGCACUGGACGUUGUAACAAGGCUUUUGAAGUUUCUUUAAGGUCUAAAGAGCUGGGUGCGUCUCACUGCAGAGAGCCGUUAGCAAGCAGGGAAGACUGGAGCCCGCGGUGCCAGGCAUCGCAUAAAGAGGCCUCUCUGGGCGCCUGCAUUCUAAAGAUGCAAAUCCACGUGCAGAAAGAGGCAGCAGUUUUUAGUUGAUUUUUUUUUAACCAAGUGCCAUUAACAUUCACUGUCCACACCCUUUCUCUAAACCAGCUGAGUGUUACUUGGGGAAUGUGUUGGGAUGGACGAUCACCUAUGAGGCGGGAAGAACGGGACAAAGAGGUUGAAGGGCAAAGGUAAGAGCAGAGGGUUUGCGAAGGUGUUUUUUGGAUGCUGAGAAAGUUAAUAGAAGAAAAAGCAAUGGUGUUACAUAUCUCACAGAGAGAUGAGAACGCAAAAUAGAUAUGUCCACAAAGACUCGGGCUGUUCAAAACAGAUUGUGAACACAAUCACGUUAGCAUGAAUCCUUUAAAAGGACGAAUACCUUAAAGUAUUUGCAAAUCUGAAUUUCUAUUUAUUCCUUCAUUGAAUAUAGAAACAAUGGUUAUCUGAUUAUUAGAGAGAUUAUUUUGGAUAUGUUACUUAUUAACUUGCUAUGGCUGGUAACCAUGAUAAAGUCUGUUAUUAAUAACAACAUAAUUCUUUUUUUAAAACAAAAGAAAAGCUUAUUUUUCAUUGACCGUGUAUAGAUUUAUCUACUUAGUUGUGUUUUGCUCUUAGUGCUUUAAUUUUUUUUUAAGUUGAGUGUUCUGAUAAAUUUUAGGAGCUUGUCCCCACCUUGUUUUGAGUCCUGUGUUGACUGCAGGUAUACAGCUCAAUUGAAAAAUCCUAAAGCAAAAGAACUUUCUUUAUGAAAGAAUCAAACAGUUGCAUGCGUGAGGCUGUGCGGUCGGGUAGUUAGAAAUAGAGCAGCAGUGCCUUUUUUUGUAUUUGCCCAUCGACCCCAGAUGCAGCUGUUUUAUAUUAAGUAACUAGUAAACGUUAAAGAUCUCAGAGUACAAUAUAUUUCACUACAUGUGUUUUCCCACUUGUUCUGAUUUAAGCCGUGUGUAUCUGGCACCUCUACCCCGUCCCAGGGACAGAGUGCUCUACGAUAUUGUUAUCAUGUAUGAUGUUUUAUUGGUGCUUUUUAUUCAUAGUGGUUUCUUACCGGAAACAGUAGGAAGACACACAUGAACUGUGUGCAAGAAAUGAAACAUUGCUGCUGAUAAGAUUUUUUUUCCACAUGCUUUUUAAGUUUCACUUUUUAAACAAGGGCCAGCAAGCAAAAUAGAUGCUGCUGGGUCUGCCUGCAGAAGGCGGCCGUGGCAGCAAGCUCUCGAAUCCCGUGCAGCCCUGCUCCCUUUUUGGUACUCAGGAUUGGAGCUACAGCUGGGCCCCUCUCCCAUUUGUUUGAAGAGACACUGAGGGAAACGACGUUUCCUUUUGAGGUGUCGUUGGCUGCCUUUUACGGAACGGGAGCCUUCGCCGGGUCCUUGUUGUCCUGCACCUCUUGCAGCUAAUGCCCGGGCAGGGUAUGUAGAUGCCCAUUCCCCCACCUGACCCAGAUUUCACCGCGAGCGGGGCUGCGGGCCUGCGCUGGGCUGAAUGCCUGGGCGUGCAAGCAGAAGGGCAGCAAGGGGCGGAGAAGCCGGCGCCCGCCUCGCUCGCCUUCUGGAGUUGUCUGCAGCAGGCGGCUCCAGCCUGGGUGCAGGGAAGCAGCCUGACCCAGGCGCUUGGCUGUGCCUGCGACAGGAAGGACCUGCGGAAGGAUAAUUUGCACAUGGGGCUGUGAUAACACUAAUAAUGUUGGGUUUUUUUAUUUUACAAGUCAUCAGAGAUGUUUGCAAAGUGAGUUUUAUUUUUUUGUAAUUCCUUUAUCUUUCCUUAAAGGUGAAUGUGUAUUCCUCUGGGAGGAAUAGGAAGAAAACAGAAAUGUUAAUAAUGUCAAACAGAAGACUUCCUCCCUUAUUAAUAUAUAACCCUCAUGUAUUUAUGCCUACUGUAAGCUGACUUUUAAAAAGCUUCCUUUUGUUGCAUGCCCCGUGCAGGCACCCCUACGUACAUGCAUGCCUUUAGUCCUGUUUCCUGUAUAAAGUUAGUGAACAGAGAGCUAUUUUUGCCUAGUUCAUGUUGCCAAGCAAUGCAUAUUUUUUAAAUUUGUCACAAUAUGGAAAUAGCAUGUUUGUUACAUGUAAAAGCCUUCCUGAUAUCCGGACACGCUGAUGUUUGAACAUGCUCUUCUUUGCAAGUGUACAGUUUUCAAAUGUUGUUACCAGUGAAACACCCUUGUGGUUUAAACUUGCUACAGUGUAUUUAUUACUCAUUUCCUCCCAUGUAACUAAAUCAUGGCUAUAUUUCAUAUCAACGUUAUAUUGAAAGUGAAGGGAAAUGAUUAAUACAAGGUUUUGUAACACU